Molecule: messenger RNA, 1612 nt
Organism: Canis lupus familiaris (dog)
Lineage: Eukaryota; Metazoa; Chordata; Mammalia; Carnivora; Canidae
Gene: CLRN2
Product: clarin 2
Exons: 3
Coding region: 478-1176 (232 amino acids)
Source: RefSeq, a predicted model, not a curated record
UUGCAGGCAGCAUUCUAGUGCUAAUCAUCACAUGCUCCUUUUCCUUCUAUUGUAUGCAUUUUUUUGAGAGUAGUUAGUGUCUCUUUAUAGUCAGAUCCACCUAGUUUUGCCUGCUAAUGACUUCCUGGCCAUCAAGAGGUCCACGCCAGGGUUAUUUAAAUACCUGAAACGUGGAACAAUUAAACCCUCUGCUGAAACUGUAGCCUAGUGGGAGCUAUAGGAUUACUUCCUUGGGUAACUCACUCCUCUACACUUGAGUCAGGUGAAGGCGGUCUAGGUAGAGACUUCCGGAUGUGCUUGUAGUAAACAUGGGCUGUGGAGGCAGGCACUGAGGGGGGACCAGGAGGUGCACUCGAGAUCCCGAAAUGGUGUGUUUGGAAGAGCUGACCCUGGACCAGGCAAUUGCAGAGUGUCCAGAGAAUGUCAGCGACUCUCGCUGCUGCCUGGAAACCUGUGGGAUGACCUGCACCCACUAGGAUGCCUGGAUGGUUCAAAAAGGCGUGGUAUGGGCUGGCAUCUUUACUCAGCUUCUCCUCCUUUAUCCUGAUCAUCGUCGCCCUGACAGUGCCCCACUGGCUGAGUGGGAAAAUCCUUUGUCAGACUGGAGUGGACCUGGUCAACGCCACCGAUCCAGAGCUGGUCAAGUUCAUUGGGGAUAUUUACUAUGGGCUCUUCCGAGGAUGUAAAGUGCGACAGUGCGGGCUUGGGGGCCGCCAGUCCCAGUUCACGAUCUUCCCCCACCUGGUGAAGGAACUCAAUGGAGGCCUCCACGUGACAAUUCUGCUGCUCCUCUUCUUGGCCUUGGCCCUGGCUCUGGUCAGCAUGGGCUUUGCCAUUCUCAACAUGAUCCAGGUUCCAUAUAGGGCAGUCAACGGCCCCGGGGGCAUCUGCCUAUGGAAUGUCCUUGCAGGUGGAGUCGUGGCCUUGGCCAUCACCAGCUUCAUGGCCGCCGUGAAAUUUCACGACCUGACUGAGCGCAUCGCCAACUUCCAGGAGAAGCUGUUCCGCUUCGUGGUGGUGGAGGAACAAUAUGAAGAGUGCUUUUGGAUCUGCGUGGCCAGUGCCUCUGCCCACGCUGCCAACUUGGUAGUGGUGGCAAUCAGUCAAAUUCCGCUCCCGGAGAUUAAGACCAAAAUUGAAGAGGCCACGGUCACGGCUGAGGAUAUCCUAUACUGAUGGCCCUCUGCUGCUUACACCUUUUCCUGAGUCAGUUCUGCAGUGUGAACGGGGACCUCCCUUUGCGUGCAGCCUUAGCAGUCCAGAACGCCCAUGUUCUGGAAGGUAAGAAGAAAAAAGUGGAGGGAGGAAGGGCGGUGCCUAGAUCAGAAAAGAAAGCUUUCCUGAACUCCUGGCAUCCCUGCCCUUUCUUCACACUGACCUUGGAGUUAGAGACCGCUACUUGCCAGCUGUGUGGACACUGGACAAUUCACUUAAUGUCUGCUUCUCACUCCUCUCAUCUUUAAAAUGGGAGUAAUAAGACCUCACUAGGUUGUAAUGAGGUUGAAAUGGGCAAUAUUGUUGCCAACCUUUGAAUGAAUAGAUGUAUCUAUGAUUAGAGAGCACUCAACAAAUAUAAGGUAAUGAACACUCCAAUAAAUACCUAUAGAUCCCU